This is a messenger RNA of Salvelinus sp. IW2-2015, 2374 nucleotides long. RefSeq names its product sec1 family domain containing 1 (gene scfd1). NCBI's taxonomy places the organism in Eukaryota, Metazoa, Chordata, Actinopteri, Salmoniformes, Salmonidae. Gene Ontology annotation, molecular function: syntaxin binding. Gene Ontology annotation, biological process: intracellular protein transport; endoplasmic reticulum to Golgi vesicle-mediated transport. Gene Ontology annotation, cellular component: cytosol; Golgi membrane. The record is from RefSeq and is a predicted model, not a curated record.
GACGUUUCACUCUGCCCACAUUUAGCCCGGCCCAGACGUUUCACUCUGCCCACAUUGAGUCCGGCCCAGACGUUUUACUCUGCCCACAUUGAGUCAAGUCUACACACUGAACUACACACCGAACUAGUGUCUACACACUGCCUCUGCCUCGAACUACACACUGCCUCUCAACCAAGCCACACUUGGCUGCCACGUCAUCUCUUGCCCCGUCACUGCAUAAACAGAAAAGAUGGCCGCCUCCGUCCGGGAAAAGCAGGCAGCUGCAUUGAAGCGCAUGUUGAAUUUCAACACUUCUCCGUUGAAAAACACUGCUGCCGAGCCGGUAUGGAAGGUGCUGAUCUAUGACAGGUUUGGCCAGGACAUAAUCUCCCCUCUACUGGCGGUCAAAGAACUACGGGACAUGGGAAUCACUUUGCACUUGUUGCUUCAUUCAGACAGAGAUCCCAUCCCGGAUGUGCCAGCCAUCUAUUUUGUUAUGCCGACAGAGGAGAACAUUGACCGGAUAUGCCAAGACCUUCGUAACCAGCUAUAUGAGUCAUACUAUUUGAACUUCAUCUCAGCCAUAUCCAGAAGUAAACUAGAGGAUAUUGCUAGUGCAGCUCUCUCAGCCAACGCCGUCACCCAGGUUACCAAGGUGUUUGAUCAGUAUUUGAAUUUCAUCACACUCGAAGAUGAUAUGUUUAUCCUCUGUAAUCAAAAUAAAGAGCUCAUCUCCUACCAUGCGAUUAACAAACCGGACAUCAUGGACACAGAGAUGGAGGCCAUCAUGGAUACGAUUGUAGACAGCCUUUUCUGCUUCUUUGUCACUCUGGGUGCUGUCCCCAUAAUCCGCUGUCCAAGAGGGAAUGCUGCGGAGAUGGUCGCGGUGAAACUUGACAAGAAACUGAGGGAGAACCUGCGAGACGCCAGAAACAGCCUGUUCACUGGAGACAAUAUGGGGGCCGGCCAGUUCAGCUUCCAGAGACCCCUAUUUGUUCUCACUGACCGCAACCUGGAUCUUGCCACCCCUCUCCACCACACAUGGACCUACCAGGCCCUCAUCCACGAUGUGCUGGACUUCCACCUGAACAGGGUCAGUAUGGACGAGUCUGUGGGGUCAGAAGCUUCCCCUUCCGGAGCCAGACCCAAGAAGAAAAAUAAGAAGAGUUAUGACCUCACAGCCGCAGACAAAUUCUGGCAGAAACACAAGGGCAGCCCGUUCCCGGAGGUGGCUGAGUCUGUACAGGAGGAGUUAGACACGUACCGAGCCCAGGAGGACGAGGUCAAACGCCUCAAGAGCAUCAUGGGGUUGGAGGGUGAGGAUGAGGGAGCCAUUAGUAGUAUUAGUAUGUCAGACAACACCGCAAAGCUUACCUCAGCUGUCAGCUCCCUACCAGAGCUUCUGGAGAAGAAGAGGCUGAUUGACCUCCACACUAACGUAGCCACCGCCGUUCUGGAUCACAUUAAGAGCCGUAAACUGGACGUGUACUUUGAGUACGAGGAGAAGCUGAUGAGCAAAUCCACCCUGGAAAAGUCUUUACUGGACAUCAUCAGUGACCCUGACGCGGGAACACCAGAGGACAAGAUGAGACUGUUUCUGAUUUUCUACAUCACAGCCCUGCAACCCCCUUCAGAGAGUGAUCUGGACCAAUACAAGAAGGCUCUUCUAGAAACUGGCUGCGACCUGUCCUCUCUCAACUACAUCAAGCAGUGGAAGGCUUUCACAAAGAUUGCUGCCACACCAUCUAACUAUGGGAACAGCGGUGUGAAACCUAUGGGCCUCUUCUCUAGAGUGAUGAACUCUGGCUCCCAGUUUGUCAUGGAGGGGGUGAAACACCUGGUGCUUAAACAGCAUAACCUGCCAGUCACGCGUAUCCUGGACAACCUGAUGGAGAUGAAGUCCAAUCCGGAGACGGAUGACUACAGAUACUUUGAUCCCAAGAUGCUGCGCGGCAGUGAGAGCUCAACCCCAAGGAACAAGAACCCGUUUCAAGAGGCUAUCGUCUUUGUGGUCGGAGGAGGAAACUACAUAGAAUAUCAAAACCUGGUGGACUACACAAAGGCAAAGCCAGGGAAGAGGGUGCUGUACGGAUGCAGUGAGCUCUUCAAUGCAGGGCAGUUCAUCAAACAGCUAUCCUCACUCGGCCAAAAGUAAAAGCAAGAAAACAUAUGAACACUUUCUUUUCUUCGAUUCCAUUUCUCCUAAAUACUCACAACUGCAAUCAAGACCUCUCUAAUCAUUGAUGAUCGUUUUAAGUUCCUCUAGAUCCUGUCUCUCGCUCGCUCGCUCUCUCUCGCUCUCUCUCUCUCUCUCUCUCUCUCUCUGAUAUUCCAUGUGUUUUAUAAUGUGUACCAUACUUACAUUGUUUGUUUAAAGGCCCAUUCCAGUCAAAAA